Molecule: messenger RNA, 2165 nt
Organism: Stegastes partitus (bicolor damselfish)
Lineage: Eukaryota; Metazoa; Chordata; Actinopteri; Pomacentridae
Gene: sdc4
Product: syndecan 4
Exons: 5
Coding region: 218-931 (237 amino acids)
Biological process (GO): cell migration
Cellular component (GO): cell surface; membrane
Source: RefSeq, a predicted model, not a curated record
UGGAGCCGAGCAGCAGCCGGAGAGAGCCGACACACGGGACGCACUGAACGGCGAUAAAAAGAAAGAAGAGGUGGACAUCUUGGACUUUUUGUUGGACUAUAGCGGGACAGAACAGACGAGCCGCCCGAAGACCUGCUGUGGGUUUUUUUUAUUUUUAAAAAAGCGAUAAAUCGAGCAAAGUUUUGCGCCUGUUUCUCACCUGAACGGACCGGCAGCCAUGCUCAGCCUGUGCCUCCUGGUGCUUUUAUCCGCCUCCGUGUUCUCAGAGUCGCAGGUCAGGGAGACGGAGACCUGGAUGCCCAUGAAGACCACGCAGACCGUCGCCAUGUCGACGCACGGCGCCGACAUCGAGGCGUCCGGGGACUCGCCGAACGGGUCGGACUUCGGCUUCACGGACGACGAGGACGAUGAAGAAUACAACGGAUACGACGAGAAUAACCGCGAACUCGGCGUCGACGACUACGACGACGAGGGCGGGUUCAACGGCGACUACGACGAGUACGACGACGAGGACUACGAGUCCUCCGGCUCUGGAGACGGAGCAACGACGGUGACUCCUGACCGAGAGUCCAGACCCUCCGUGAAGCCCGACGUGAAUGACAACAAGAUCCCCGAGCCGGAGCGCCCGGUGCGACCGACCGUCAACGAGGUGGACCUCGUCUGGAACAGCAACGAGAUCCCCGUGGUGAGGAACGAGCACAGCGACGAGUAUCCGUCCAACGUCCUCAUGUCCCACGCCGGAGACGACAGCAUCUUCAACAAGACGGAGGUCCUCGCAGCUCUGAUCGCCGGCGGCGCCGUGGGCCUCAUGUUCGCCGUCCUCCUCAUCCUCUUCCUCAUCUACCGCAUGAAGAAGAAGGACGAGGGCAGCUACGACUUGGGGAAGAAGCCCAUCUACAAGAAAGCCCCGACCACCGAGAUCUACGCAUAGACCCAGCGCUCCGCCCCCGCCUCCUCCCCAACACACACACACACACACACACACCUUCCUCCCUUACAAACCAAUCAGGGCCGGCGUCCGGCCUCGCAGUGCCUCGUCAGCGUCCCCAGAGGACGAACCAGGAGCCCCGGCGACACAAUCGAUUGACUGACUCCUCCGACAUCACUGGUGCUCUCUCGACCAAUCAGAGGCUUUGUUUUUCGGGAGAGGAGCAGCAGGAGCGGACUCCUUCAGUUCAUAUAAAACAGAAACACUACGGUUCUCGGUACACUUCAGCAGUCCCGUUAUUUAUUCUCACGUCGCUGUAGCUCGACGGCUUUUUAGGAGCUUUUGUUUUUAAGAGAAAACGUUUGAUCUGUCGUGACGCGGUGUCCAAUCACAGCUCACGUUAGGUUUUAUCAUCCUCACAGUGCUUCCUACGGUUACAGAGGGAGGGUUGUUGCUGCACUGUGAGACGCUCAGUAGAACCACCUCUUUCUAUUUUGUUUGUUUUGUUCCUUUUAAACCUCCAGUUGGGCACGUAGCACCAGAUCAGGAAGCUAAGCUAAUCUGGAGCAGGAAUGUGCAGAAGGCGGUUCGACCCGGUCAGUCUGAAGACGCUGCAAUCCGCCUCACGCUGACCUGAGAGGUUUCUUGUCUGGACUGUCGACGUGAAGCUGCUUAGCUUAGCUUAGCAUAACAAAUGGAAAUGGCUAGCCUGGUUUCCAAGCCUGAAAAACGCUUGUUUGGACGUAAACAUUGGCCAGUUUGCAGCCAAAUUUUACAGCAGUUGGCAAAAGAAAAUGCAAAUGAAACCCGUUUUCAUCCCUCGUUGUUUGUGGCCUUCAAGAUGAACAGAAAUCAGCGCUAAUUCGUACGUUUGUGCCUCAUUUUUGCUGUUAGCGUAAGAGCUUGAAACAGAUUUUUUUGGUCUAACGUAGAAAAAGAUUCGACUCUGUGGUUUGAAACAAACUCAACGACAGCUGGCGAGUUUUCAAGGUCUCGCGUCUCCUGUUUUCGCACAUUUUUAUUCCCGUUAAAAACUGAAGAUGUGUUUAAAAACGGGGUGAAAGUCGGAAACCCGGCGUGAUUUGGUCUCAAGCUGCAGUUUGUCUGAUUACUGUAGAAGUUGGUUUAUGUGGGACCAGGCUUCUGUUUGGAUCGAACACAUGAUGGUUUUUACAGCAGCUGUUUUAGCCACUUUAACAGCAAAUUCUGCCUUUUUUUUGCCAUUAAACCAAUUUUU